Messenger RNA from Paramecium pentaurelia, 1109 nucleotides. Lineage: Eukaryota; Ciliophora; Oligohymenophorea; Peniculida; Parameciidae. The record is from the annotation of a GenBank genome assembly.
AUGGCAGAUUAUUAAUAAUUACCAAAUAUUAGUCUGAUAUAAAUUUAUAAAUAAGGAGAGAAGAUGGAUAGAAUUAGGUAUAAGAAAUAUUUAUUAUAUUCUAUUUAAGCUAAUUAGAAAAUAGGAAAACCAGGUUUCUUAAAUUGAAAUUAGGAAUGGGAGAUAUUUAUAUAUUAGCAUAAUCUAAUAAUGAUAAUUAAUAUGUAAUUACUAUUAUUGGGAGUAAUGAAGAAUAAUGUGAUAAUGAUUGUAAUUAAAAUGGAUUUUGCGCAGUAUAAAUUAUUAUAAUAUAAGCCCAUUGGAGUUGGAUGCAUUUGUAAUGAAAAUUUUAUUGGGAUUGAUUGUAAAGAAAUUGCUCAACCAUUAUUAAUUCAAGCUUAAAAAGUAUUAACAUUUCCAACUUCAAAAUAAAUUACUUUUUUUUAUAUGGAUUAAUAACUCAUAAGGGAUUAUGCCACAAUAAGACUUAAAUUUAGUUUACCUGAAAAAUAUCCUGAGGAACUCAAAUAUGCUUUAGAAGUAAGAUUUUUUAGAACAAAGGCUCUUAUAAUGUAAUUAUUUGAUAAUAUGCAAAAUUAUUUUGAUUCUUUUUUUAUUGAUGACAGAAUUUUAACAAUAAAAAUGAAAAUUCUAUCUAAUUAUGAUUCUGGUGAUACGUACCGAUUUAUUUGGUUUGCAAUUUUAAAAGAAUAAAUUACUGUUGAUUCUUUAUAAUUAAAAAUUGAUACUGAUUAUGAGGAAGAUGAUAAUCAAAGUGAUGAAAUUAGUAGAUUACUAUAUAUUAUUAUCCCAACAGUUGUAGGUUCAAUCAUAAUAUUUCUUCUUAUAAUUUAUUAUGUGAAAAAGAGAAAAAAUUAAGCAGCUAAUUAUUAAAUACCUGCUCCAAUAAAUAAUAUUAUUAAUGAACCAGAAAAAUGUGGAAUAUGCUUAGAAGAACUUAACAUUAAGAAUGUAGCUGUAGUCAAGAUUCAAUGCGAGUAAAUAAAAUAAUCUAAUUAAGUCAUCAAUUCCAUCUUCAUUGCAUUUAAGAUUGGGCUAAAAAAUAAAUCAACAAAUAAUCUGAUUGUCCAUACUGCAGAAAACCAUUCAAUCCAAAUGAAUUUAAAUGA